AUGAUGGAAACCGAGGUGCAUAUCCGUCCUGUCCUCCCAGCCUGGAGACUUCUACACACAUACACGCUCAUGCAGGUGCCCGGAUACCCCCCAAAGACCAAGACAAUGUCGAGUUGGAGCAAACCGCCUGCCGAAGCAAACAUUGGCGCACCGGCGAUGUCCCCGUACCCUAUUAUGAGUCCAGAUGCCGGCGUCCACACUGUGGACGCACACCCCUCGAGGCAAACAUACCUGUGUUCACGACACCGGAUUUCUCCAUGGUCUGAUCUUCUUUCUUUUUCGUGUAGUCCUUCUCUGUGUCUCAGUACCACCCCUCCUGCUCAUGUCCGUCACACUAGCCUCGUCGGUAUGCUUCUUUUUCCCAGAUGCCUUCCCAGGUGGUGA
Messenger RNA from Podospora pseudocomata, 384 nucleotides. RefSeq lists its product as uncharacterized. The transcript has a single exon. The coding region runs from base 1 to 384 and encodes 127 amino acids. Lineage: Eukaryota; Fungi; Ascomycota; Sordariomycetes; Sordariales; Podosporaceae. The record is from RefSeq and is a predicted model, not a curated record.